AUGAGGGCUUGCACGCUCUUCUCCCGCCUCCACCCGCGACCCGCCACGUGUCUAUCUGCCGUUCGUCGCCACGUGAGCAGCGCGCCAAUGGGGUUUGUCCCCGCCACGUGUGAAUCAAAAGUGCAGUUCGUGGAGCUGCAGGGGCAGGGGCUGGCGGAGCGCAAGGCCGCCAUCCAUGAUCUACGAGUGGUGCCUCUGGAGGGGCCUUCACGCUACAUCCGACCACGGAGCAUUCGAUACAAGCAGCAUGGCAAGGACCGUCGAUGGGACAUGGUGCAAUCGCAUCCGUCCGUUGCAGUGCUGCUCUUUCACACAGAGCUGCAGCUGCUGCUCAUGGUGAGGCAGUUCCGCCCCACAGUGCUCGCUGCAGCAGCAGCAGCGGCAGCAGAGGCGGAGGCAGAGGGGGGAGAGGAGGGCGUGGAGCUCACAGGGGACCUUGAGACUGCCUUUACCUACGAGCUGUGUGCAGGUAAGAGUGGUGCAGGUAGAGGGGAGUGGGGAGGGUGUGAAGCUCACGGGGGACGAGACUGCCUUCACAUACGAGCUGUGUGCGGUGCUCUCCCCUCCACUCACUGCCAUCACUUGCUGCUCUCUCCUCUCCCCGCUGCUCCCCCCCUUUCCCCCCGCUGUGCAGGCCUGGUGGACAAGGCAGGGAAGGACCUCAGGCAGAUCGCCAAGGAGGAGGUAUUAGAGGAGACGGGAUACGACGUGCCUCUGGAGUCACUGCAGCUGGUGACGGCUGCUCUCACGUCUGUGGGCAUAUCUGGAGCCAGGCAAACCAUGUUCUAUGCAGAGGUGAACGAGGCGCAGAGAACUCACGCUGGGGGAGGCAAGGAGGAGGAGGGCGAGGCUAUAGACGUGGUGGGUUUACCGCUGGCCCAGCUGGACGCCUUCAUUGCUGACGUGGACCUCCCCAAGAGCCCUGGUGGGCUCUUUGGGGUCGCGUGGUUCAAAGCUACAGUGCUGCCCACUUUACAAGGCUGA
Closterium sp. NIES-65 is the source of this 984-nucleotide messenger RNA. The record is from the annotation of a GenBank genome assembly. Lineage: Eukaryota; Viridiplantae; Streptophyta; Zygnematophyceae; Desmidiales; Closteriaceae.